This is a messenger RNA of Oncorhynchus nerka (sockeye salmon), 4876 nucleotides long. Its product is annotated as peripheral plasma membrane protein CASK-like. Gene Ontology annotation, biological process: regulation of neurotransmitter secretion; protein phosphorylation; intracellular protein localization. NCBI's taxonomy places the organism in Eukaryota, Metazoa, Chordata, Actinopteri, Salmoniformes, Salmonidae. The record is from RefSeq and is a predicted model, not a curated record. Gene Ontology annotation, molecular function: ATP binding; signaling receptor binding; protein kinase activity. The transcript is spliced from 27 exons. Bases 114 to 2792 code for a protein of 892 amino acids. Gene Ontology annotation, cellular component: plasma membrane; cell-cell junction; basolateral plasma membrane.
UCAACAGGGACACAGGGCAGCAGUUUGCAGUGAAGAUCGUAGAUGUUGCCAGUUUCACCUCCAGCCCUGGCCUCAGCACAGAGGAUCUGAAGAGAGAGGCCAGUAUCUGUCACAUGCUGAAGCACCCUCACAUCGUAGAGCUACUAGAAACCUACAGCUCAGAUGGCAUGCUCUACAUGGUCUUUGAGUUUAUGGAUACAGCUGACCUGUGUUUUGAGACUGUGAAGCGGGCAGAUGCUGGUUUUGUCUACAGUGAAGCUGUAGCCAGUCACUACAUGAGACAGAUCUUGGAGGCGCUGCGGUAUUGCCAUGACAACAACGUGAUUCACCGUGACGUGAAGCCUCACUGUGUCCUGCUGGCCUCUAAGGAGAACUCAGCUCCUGUCAAGCUGGGGGGGUUUGGAGUGGCCAUACAACUAGGAGAAUCAGGCCUGGUGGCAGGAGGUCGAGUAGGCACGCCCCACUUCAUGGCCCCAGAGGUGGUGAAGAGAGAGCCGUAUGGGAAGCCUGUCGACGUGUGGGGCUGUGGAGUCAUCCUGUUCAUCCUGCUGUCUGGCUGCCUGCCCUUCUACGGUACCAAGGAACGCCUGUUUGAGGCGAUCAUUAAGGGGAAAUAUAAGGUAAUGAACCCACGCCAGUGGAGCCACAUCUCAGAGAGUGCCAAGGACCUGGUGCGUCGGAUGCUGAUGCUGGACCCCGCAGAGAGGAUCACUGUCUACGAAGCCCUCAACCACCCCUGGCUUAAGGAGAGGGACAGGUAUGCCUACAAGAUCCACCUGCCAGAGACGGUGGAGCAGCUGAGGAAGUUUAAUGCAAGGAGGAAGCUCAAGGGGGCAGUGUUGGCUGCUGUCUCCAGCCACAAGUUUAACUCCUUCUACGGAGACCCACCAGAGGAGAUGCCUGACUUCUCUGAAGACCCCACCUCCUCAGGACUGCUAGCCGCUGAAAGGGCAGUAUCCCAGGUGCUGGACAGCCUGGAGGAGAUUCAUGCUCUGACCGACUGCAGUGAGAAAGAUCUGGACUUCUUACACAGCGUCUUCCAGGACCAACACCUACACACACUGCUGGACCUCUAUGACCAGAUCAACACCAGGUCGUCUCCUCAGAUCAGGAACCCUCCCAGUGAUGGAGUACAGAGAGCCAAAGAGGUACUGGAGACAAUCUCCUGUUACCCUGACAACAUGGAGGCCAAGGAACUCCGGAGGAUCCUCACACAGCCACACUUCAUGGCCUUGCUCCAGACCCAUGACGUGGUGGCCCAUGAGGUGUACAGUGACGAGGCUCUGAGGGUGACCCCCCCGCCCACCUCACCCUACCUGAACGGAGACUCUCCUGAGAGCACCAACGGGGACAUGGACCUGGAGAACGUGACUCGAGUACGCCUGGUUCAGUUCCAGAAGAACACUGACGAACCUAUGGGCAUCACUCUGAAGAUGAACGAUCUGAACCACUGCAUCGUGGCCCGUAUCAUGCACGGAGGAAUGAUCCACAGACAAGGUACGCUGCAUGUCGGCGAUGAGAUCAGAGAGAUCAACGGGAUCAGCGUUGCCAAUCAGACCGUAGAACAGCUCCAGAAGAUGCUGAGGGAAAUGCGAGGGAGUGUUACCUUUAAGAUCGUACCCAGCUACCGGUCACAGUCCAUGUCUUGCGAGGUAUGGACCGAUUCUCUUGUGUCUCUAGAAAAUCAGAAAGAGUCCCCCGACCUAUCCAGACAGUCGCCAGCGAACGGCCAUGCUAGUGUCACUAGCUCCAUCCUGGAUCUGCCCUCUACCAUCCAGCCUAAAGGACGACAGAUCUCCAGACCUGUCAUCAAGGACAAAAUGUCCAUCAAGAUCUACGUGCGUGCCCAGUUUGAGUACGACCCCGCCAAGGAUGACCUCAUUCCCUGUAAGGAGGCCGGGAUCCGCUUCCGGGUGGGUGACAUCAUCCAGAUCAUCAGUAAGGACGACCACAACUGGUGGCAGGGCAAGCUGGAGAACACUAAGAACGGAACCGCAGGGCUCAUACCGUCACCAGAACUACAAGAGUGGCGUGUGGCGUGUAUAGCCAUGGAGAAGACUAAGCAGGAGCAGCAGGCCAGCUGUACCUGGUUUGGCAAGAAGAAGAAACAGUACAAAGACAAGUACCUGGCCAAGCACAACGCAGUGUUUGACCAACUAGACCUGGUCACGUAUGAAGAGGUGGUCAAACUGCCUGCAUUCAAGAGGAAAACGCUUGUUUUGUUGGGGGCCCAUGGAGUUGGCAGGAGGCACAUCAAGAACACGCUCAUCACGAAGCACCCAGACCGAUUUGCCUACCCCAUUCCUCACACAACCAGACCUCCAAAGAAGGACGAGGAGAAUGGGAAGAACUACUACUUUGUGACACAUGACCAGAUGAUGCAGGACAUCAGUAACAAUGACUACCUGGAGUACGGUAGUCACGAGGACGCCAUGUACGGCACGCGGCUAGAGACCAUCCGCCAGAUCCACCAGCAGGGUAUGAUCUCCAUACUGGACGUGGAACCACAGUCAUCUCUUGUUUCUCUUCAGGCACUCAAGGUGUUGAGGACGGCUGAGUUUGCCCCUUACGUUGUGUUCAUCGCAGCUCCCACCAUCACCCCUGGAAUGAACGAGGAUGACUCCCUCCAGCGGCUGCAGAAGGAGUCCGAGGGCCUCCAGAAGACCUACGCCCAUUACUUCGACCAGACCGUCAUCAACAAUGAGAUCGACGACACCAUCCGUCUGCUGGAGGAGGCUGUGAACCUGGUGUGUACCACCGCUCAGUGGGUUCCUGUGUCCUGGGUUUAUUAACCCCUGAACCCAGACCAACACCAAACUCUGACUGUCGUCCCCCAUUCCCCAACAAACCCCGGUUUUCUUUUACAAUGCAUCUCUGUGGAACAUCUCUGUGGAAACCGUGUGGAUGAAGGAAAAAAUGAAUGAAAAAGGACCUCUGAAACCUCAGUCAGUCCUCCUGAAGAAAAACAGUGACUUCUGUCGUCUUCCUCUCCACUCCUUACCGACUGCCUCAAAGGCACAUGUUAUGUGUGUAUACAUAUACAUAUAUAUAUAUAUAUAUAUAUAUAUAUAUAUUAUAGAAAAUAAUGAAUAUGGUCCUGUUCUUAGAGUUGAAGGUGGGGAUGGAGGGGGGGCAUUUUCUACCUUAUUUCUUUUUGUAUCGUUACAGCGAUAGCUGUCUGAGGCGAGAUAGUGAGAAGGACAGAUGUGACACACGGUGAUGGGUGUUUGUUGCUGUUUACCUUGUAUAAGGCAUUUCCUAUGGUCGUCAGUCGGAAGCUUGCCGUGUGACCCCCUGACCCCUUACUCCUAUUGGCCGCCUCAUACUCUUCGUGCUCCGCCCCUCAGAGACAGCGGAGGUCUCGCACAGUCGCCGCCGCCACAGUGACACCACGUCCUAUUGGGCGGAUAGAAAAGCACAGUGAACACCCCUCCUAUCCCUUUUAUUUAUUUCAUAGGUCCCUGUAUCUGUCAAUCAAAUCGUUGAAUGAGCACCCCCCCCCCCCCCCCUGAACUCUCUUCAUUCCCUACACACCCUGUUUGUUUACAUCUCAGUUUGCACAAUGGAGAGAACAGGUGCUCUCUCCCCUCUGUUUCUUUCUCUCUCUCUUUCUCUCUGUAAAGCGAUGAUUCUCCUCGGUCAGAGCGUGUGCUUGGUCAUCGCCAAAGCACGGGUGUCCAAGCCAGAGGGCAUCCCUCUUAUCUGGACGGACGGACAGGAGGAGGGAAGAAAACAACAUAAUCCAACACGGUCACCCUGCAUGCGGCUGGGGCAGAAGACUCUGACUCCUAUGCACACCCCCCAGUCCUGCAGGCCCAUAAGAGUGAGCCGUGUAUGGGGCAGAAGACUCUGACUCCUAUGCACACCCCCCAGUCCUGCAGGCCCAUAAGACUGAGCCGUGUAUGGGGCAGAAGACUCUGACUCCUAUGCACACCCCCCAGUCCUGCAGGCCCAUAAGAGUGAGCCGUGUAUGGGGCAGAAGACUCUGACUCCUAUGCACACCCCCCAGUCCUGCAGGCCCAUAAGACUGAGCCGUGUAUGGGGCAGAAGACUCUGACUCCUAUGCACACCCCCCAGUCCUGCAGGCCCAUAAGACUGAGCCGUGUAUGGGGCAGAAGACUCUGACUCCUAUGCACACCCCCAGUCCUGCAGGCCCAUAAGAGUGAGCCGUGUAUGGGGCAGAAGACUCUGACUCCUAUGCACACCCCCAGUCCUGCAGGCCCAUAAGAGUGAGCCGUGUAUGGGGCAGAAGACUCUGACUCCUAUGCACACCCCCCAGUCCUGCAGGCCCAUAAGAGUGAGCCGUGUAUGUAAAUUGUCCCUAUUUGAUAUGUUGUGGGAAUGGGAGGGGAUACGGAGUGGGACGUCCACUCCUAUAGGUCUGCCAUUUCAGAACUGUGUCGUCUUAAAAGAGUAUUACUGUUUUAAGUUCAAUGGAAGGAGAUGCAUUUUUAUGGUGUGUAAAUGUUUCAGUGGUUCGUAAGUCAUAAGAGUGAUACCAAGAGCCAGUGUGUGUAUAAUAAUAAUAAUACUAAAAGAGCUCAUUGUGACAAACUCUUUAUAACACUUUACUUGCGGUGACAUGACAUAGCGCCUUAUGAGCACUGUUGUAAAAAGGGCGUAGUGCCUGUCUUGAACUGUUGUAGCAUAAAAAAAGAAAGUGCUUUGUCAUGCUUCUGACAGUGUGUUAUGUCUCUCUGCCUGGAGUAAAGUGUUACCAUUUAAAGUCCUGUGUAAAGUUCCCUCUGCAAAUGACAAGCAGCUCUUCGGUAUGAAAUGUUAUUUUUCUUUUCUGUUUUGUAAAAAAUAUAUUUCAUUUUAAGUGUUGACAAAGUAAACUGCCUUUGGGUUCUGUUUAAUAUAAGUUCCUACAGUC